CAGUUCGCUCCGGGCCGGCGCCUCAGGAAGAUGGAGAGUUCCAUGCUGAACCUACGGGGUCUGUACGAUCAACUCGUGCGCCAGGCUGAAGUUCUGAGUGAAGGGAAUGAAGCUCAGUUUAUCCAGUUAGCCAGGAACUUUGAAGAGUAUCGGAUGAGGCUGCAGAAAGCAGAGCAUGAGCUUGGCAGGUACAAAGAUCUCCUCAUGAAAACUGAAACUGAGUGCAGUGCUUUGGAGGUGAAGCUGAAACACGCCCGGAAUCAGGUGGAUGUGGAGAUCAAACGAAGGCAAAAAGCUGAGACAGACUGUGAGAAGCUGGAGAGGCAAAUACAACUGAUUCGAGAGCUGCUCAUGUGUGAUGCCUCUGGGAGCAUCCAGCUGAGUAAGGAGCAGAAGUCUGCCCUUGCCUUCCUCAACAGGCCCCAGGUUUCUCUAGGUGGUUCAGGCAACAAAAGGCUGUCUACAAUAGAUGAAUCUGGCUCAAUUCUGUCAGACAUCAGCUUUGACAAGACUGAUGAGUCCCUGGACUGGGAUUCCUCUGUGGUGAAAGCUGUCAGACUGAAAAGGAGAGAGAAAAGGCGUUCCUCCAGGCAGUUCACUGAAGGCCCCCCAGCUCCUCAGAAGAAAUCCCGCUCCAUUUCCUCCACCGUGGAUCAGGGCAACGAAUCCAUAGUGGCCAAGACAACUCUGACAGUGCCCAACGAUGGAGGCCCCAUUGAAGCCAUCUCAACCAUCCAGACUGUGCCUUGUGCUCUGAGAAGCUGGAGGAGGAGUGGUCCUUUGCAGCCCUGGAGCAGUGACUCAAACUCUGUCAGUAAGCAGCAGGAAUUCAAGUCAGAGAGUGAUGGCUCUGCCACCCCUCAGAGCAAUGGAGGAGUCAGGCUGCAUGAAUUUGUCUCCAAGACGGUUAUCAAGCCAGAAUCCUGUGUUCCAUGUGGAAAAAGAGUAAAAUUUGGGAAAAUCUCCCUGAAGUGCAGAGACUGCCGUGUGGUCACUCACCCCGAGUGCCGGGACCGCUGUCCCCUGCCCUGCAUCCCCUCCUUGGGGGGCACCCCUGUCAGGAUUGGAGAGGGGACCUUGAUGGACUUUGUGCCCUCCACUUCUCCAAUGAUCCCUUCCCUCGUAGUGCACUGUGUGAAUGAGAUUGAGCAACGAGGGCUGCACGAGCAGACAGGGCUGUACAGGAUAUCUGGCUGUGACAAGACAGUGAGAGAACUGAAGGAGAAGUAUCUCAGAUCAAAAAAUAUCCCUCUGCUCAGCAAAGUGGAUGAUAUCCACGCCAUCUGUGGCCUCCUCAAGGACUUCCUACGCAGCCUCAAAGAACCUCUCCUCACUUUCCGCCUCAACAAGACUUUUAUGGAAGCUGCAGAAAUCCCAGAUGAGGACAACAGCAUUGCUGCCAUGUACCGAGCAGUUGAUGAACUCCCUCAGGCCAACAGGGACACCCUGGCUUUCCUCAUGGUGCACCUCCAAAGGGUGGCUCAGAGCCCAGAGACAAAAAUGGACAUUCCCAACUUGGCCAAAGUCUUUGGCCCCACAAUAGUUGCUCAUGCAGUGCCUGACCCUGACCCUAUGACCCUCCUGCAAGACACUAAACGACAGCCCAAGGUAGUGGAACGUCUCCUGAUGCUGCCUCUGGAUUAUUGGAGCCAGGUGAUGAUGGUGGAGCAGGAAAACGUGGAUCCAGCUCAUGUCAUUGAGAACUGCAAUGCCUUCUCCACUCCCCAGACACCUGAUACCAAAGUGAGCAUUCUUGGACCUCUCACUACUCCAGAGCAACAGCUUUCCAAGACCCCUUCCUCCAGCUCCCUGUCCCAGAGGGUCCGUUCUACCUUCAGCAGAACCACCCCCAAAUUUGGGAGCAAAACCAAAUCAACAACCCAGCUGGGGCACUCGGGCACCUUCUUUGCCUCUCCUAUGCUGAAGUGAAGUGGAGCUGGGAGGCAGAGCCAGCCCAACACUUUCCCACCCAUAUGCAUGAGUACAUUAAAUACAAGUUUUCUCCCCAGCAGCUUAUGUUAGAAGAUCUUUUUCUCUUUCUUUCAGCUUAACUGAGACUUUUAAUGGGAUUUUAUUGUGCAAUGUAUUUUUAUUCUCAAAUG
Messenger RNA from Calypte anna (Anna's hummingbird), 2102 nucleotides. RefSeq names its product Rac GTPase activating protein 1 (gene RACGAP1). The transcript has 17 exons. Gene Ontology annotation, biological process: signal transduction. The record is from RefSeq and is a predicted model, not a curated record. Lineage: Eukaryota; Metazoa; Chordata; Aves; Apodiformes; Trochilidae. The coding region runs from base 31 to 1929 and encodes 632 amino acids.